AUGAGAAAUAGUCACCAGUUAUAUAGUUUUCCUGUUGUUAUCUUCUCAUUAUUGAUUUUCACUGUGACUGGUGCUAAACAGAAUCUAUCUCAAAAAUUAGAAACAAUACAUCGUCUACAUACAUAUUAUAGAAAUUCUCUACUACUUUGUAAAGUUCCGUCACAGCCUCCAGCUUAUGAUAUGGAAGUAUUGCGUUGGAAUAAAAAACUAGCAAGAAAUGCUCAACAAGUGGCAAAUAAAUGUGAUUUAAAUUUUGAUUUAGUCAAUGACAAACUAUUGGAACAGUUUGAAUCUGUAGGACAAAAUGUAGCUGAAACGGAUACAAUCGAAAAUGCAAUGGAAAAUUGGUUCCGAGAAUCUCAUAAUUAUAAUUAUGAAGUAGAUAAAUGUAAUGGAAGUUGUUCAAACUAUAGACAAAUGGUUUGGGCUCAAACUAAACAUAUUGGUUGUGGUCUUAAUAAAUGCAAAACAAAAUUGAUGAUUGUCUGCAACUAUUCUCCAUCAGCUGAUGAUAAAGGUAAACCUUAUGUAAUUGGCGAUCGAAGUCAAUGUGCACGACAAGAUUAG
Molecule: messenger RNA, 567 nt
Organism: Schistosoma guineensis
Lineage: Eukaryota; Metazoa; Platyhelminthes; Trematoda; Strigeidida; Schistosomatidae
Source: the annotation of a GenBank genome assembly